Messenger RNA from Syngnathoides biaculeatus (alligator pipefish), 7093 nucleotides. It is a transcript of the gene erbb2, whose product is annotated as erb-b2 receptor tyrosine kinase 2. Gene Ontology annotation, biological process: positive regulation of MAPK cascade; positive regulation of cell population proliferation; protein phosphorylation. The transcript has 27 exons. Gene Ontology annotation, cellular component: basal plasma membrane; signaling receptor complex. The coding region runs from base 237 to 4106 and encodes 1289 amino acids. Gene Ontology annotation, molecular function: ATP binding; transmembrane receptor protein tyrosine kinase activity. The record is from RefSeq and is a predicted model, not a curated record. NCBI's taxonomy places the organism in Eukaryota, Metazoa, Chordata, Actinopteri, Syngnathiformes, Syngnathidae.
UGACGGGAGCGCGCGCCACCGCCUCGUGCGCGCGCAGACACGCUUUUACAACCGACAGGCACGAAAAUUCCACAGAAGAAAUCCGAGAUUGUGCUCCGGCGAAAUCCCGAAACGGGCCCGGCGACUUGCCCAGAGUGGGGUAAGAAGCGAGACCACUCCUAAAAGGGAACGAGGACGGUCCGGAGGUCGGGGAAAAAAUGGACUAAAGUCGCCCCCGGGGGCGGGAGAGUCCGCAGAUGGAGGCGGUGAGAAGUUUGCUCUUGCUCGGGGCCGUGCUGCUCCGAGGGUCGGGCUCGCUGGCCCGGGAAGUUUGCCUCGGCACCGACAUGAAGCUGGCCCUGCCUUCGAGCAUCGAUAAGCAAUACGAGACCUUGAAGCUGCUUUAUACCGGCUGCCAGGUCGUCCACGGCAACCUGGAGAUUACGCACCUUCACGGAGACCUGGAUCUCUCCUUCCUUCAGGGGAUUGUGGAGGUUCAAGGCUACGUGCUACUGGCAUAUGUCUCGGUGAGCCUGGUGCCUUUGGACAACCUCCGGAUUAUCCGAGGCAGCCAGCUGUACAAUUCCAGCUACGCCCUGGUGGUGCAGGAUAACACCCGGGGCGACAACGUCGGACUCGGGACGCUUCGUCUUCGCAGCCUCACAGAGAUCCUGUUGGGCGGGGUCUAUAUUUGGGGGAACCCCCAGCUUUGCUUUCCGGACCCCCAGAACAUUGUGUGGCGGGACACCUUGGAUGAGCAGAACAUCCACGCCGGACCUCACCGACUCCAGCCCAGAGCGCCGAACUGUCCGGGUUGCUCACCUGUAUGCAAAAACAGCUGCUGGGGAGAAACCGCACAGGAUUGCCAAACCCUGACGCGGAUCAGUUGCGCGUCAGGCUGCCAGCGGUGUAAAGGUCCUCUGCCCAAUGACUGCUGCCACAUGCAGUGCGCCGCCGGCUGCACGGGACCCAAAGACUCGGACUGCCUGGCGUGCCGGCAUUUCAACGACAGCGGCGUUUGUAAGGACAAUUGUCCUCCGCCCACCAUCUACGACCCGGUCAGCUUUCAGACCAAACCCAACCCGGACAAAAAAUUCAACUUCGGAGCCACCUGCGUCAAGACGUGCCCAUACAACUACCUGGCUAUGGAUGUCGCCUGCACAUUGGUCUGCCCCAAAGCCAACCAGGAAGUCAUCGUCUCCGACCCCGACGGCAACGAGACGCAAAAAUGUGAAAAGUGUGAAGGCGAGUGUCCCAAAGUGUGUUACGGCUUGGGUAUGGACAACCUUGGCGUCAUGGACAACCACGGCGUCACCAUGGUGACCUCCUCGAACGUGGAGCAAUUCAGCGCUUGUAAGAAGAUUUUCGGAAGUCUGGCCUUCCUCCCUCAGAGCUUCAUUUGGGACCCCGUGACCAACACAUCCGGCCUCUCUCUCGAGCAGCUGAGUGCCUUCAAGAACCUCGAGGAGAUUACAGGUUAUCUGUACAUCGAUGCCUGGCCAGAAGACUGGACUGACCUGUCUGUGUUUGAGAACCUGAAGGUGAUCCGAGGCCGGAUGCUCUACAAGGGAGUCUUUUCCCUGGCGGUGCAGAACCUCUGGAUCCAGUCCCUCGGGCUGCGUUCGCUGCGCAGCAUCAGCGGCGGUUUGAUCCUGUUGCACAACAACUCUCAGCUGUGCUACACCGAUUCGCUGCCCUGGGGGAGCCUCCUGCACCCCACCCAGGGGCCCCACUACAUAGUCAACCACAACCGAGACCCCCGACUCUGCGAGACGGAGGGGCGUGUUUGUCACCCGCUGUGCAAGGACGGCUGUUGGGGGCCGGGGCCCAGCCAGUGCGUGUCCUGCAAGACCUUCCGACGUGGCAGCGAGUGUGUUGAGCAGUGUGACCUUCAUCAGGGGCCGGUACGCGAAUACAUUGACGGAUCCUCGUGUGUAGCCUGUCACGCCGAGUGUCGGCCCCUCAACGGAUCUCUCACGUGCCAUGGCCGGGGUCCGGACCAGUGCAGCGAGUGUCAGAACUUCCAGGACGGCGAGUCCUGCGUGGACCAUUGCCCCAGCGGCGUGAAGGAGGACCAGCAGACCGUGUGGAAGUACAGCAAUGCCACAGGGCACUGUCUACCCUGCAACACCAACUGCACGCUGUCCUGCACUCAGAUGGAUGAGAGAGGCUGCCCAAUCCAUCCCAAGACAGGACCGGGCACGACGAUCGCGGCUGCGGUGGGUGGCGUGGUGCUCUUCUUCAUCCUGCUGGCUCUGCUGUUCUUCUACUUGAGGAGGCAGAAAAAGAAGAAAAAGAAGGAGACCCUGAGGAGGAUCCUGCAGGAGAACGAGCUGGUGGAACCUUUGACGCCAAGCGGGGCCUCGCCCAACCAGGCCCAGAUGCGCAUCCUGAAGGAAACGGAGCUGAAAAAGCUCCGAGUCCUCGGCGCCGGAGCUUUUGGUACCGUUUACAAGGGUGUGUGGACUCCUGACGGGGAAAACGUGAAGAUCCCGGUGGCCAUCAAGGUUUUGCGGGAGAACACCUCGCCAAAGGCCAACAAAGAGAUCCUCGAUGAGGCCUACGUGAUGGCCGGCGUGGCCAGCCCCUACGUGUGUCGCCUGCUGGGCAUUUGUUUGACCUCCACGGUGCAGCUGGUCACUCAGCUCAUGCCGUACGGCUGCCUCCUGGACUACGUCCGGGAGAACAAGGACCGCAUCGGCUCCCAGUUCCUCCUCAACUGGUGCGUCCAGAUCGCAAAGGGGAUGAACUAUCUGGAGGAGGUGCGCCUCGUCCACAGGGAUUUGGCGGCCCGCAACGUUCUGGUGAAGAACCCGAACCACGUGAAGAUCACCGACUUCGGCCUGGCACGCUUGCUCGACAUCGACGAGACCGAAUAUCACGCCGACGGGGGGAAGGUCCCGAUCAAAUGGAUGGCACUGGAGUCGAUCCUGCACAGGAAGUUUACACAUCAGAGCGACGUUUGGAGCUACGGUGUGACAGUGUGGGAGCUGAUGACGUUCGGCGCCAAACCCUACGACAUGAUCCCGGCCAGGGACAUCCCGGAUGUUCUGGAAGGCGGGGAGCGACUCCCGCAGCCCCUCAUUUGCACCAUCGACGUCUACAUGAUCAUGGUCAAAUGUUGGAUGAUCGACCCGGACAGCCGACCCAAAUUUAAAGAUCUGGUGAGCGAUUUUUCCGCCAUGGCCCGGGACCCGCCUCGCUAUGUAGUCAUUCAGAACGAUGAGCAGAUGAGCAUGUCCACCCCGGUGGACAGCCAGUUCUUCCGGAUGCUUCUGGAGGAGGACGGCAACAACAUGAGGGAACUGCUGGACGCCGAGAAGUACCUGGUCCCUCAACCCAACCUCUACCCCAGGGCCCAGGGAGACGGGGCGCAGUCAAACGGGCCGUCCAGGCAUCAGUCAUACAGGAGCCGGGAUCAGGGCUUAGAUGUGGAGCCCCCCGUGGCUGGCGCGCCCCCUCGCAGCAUGUACUCGUCCCUCAGCACUCUGGGCCGCAGCCAGUACCCCACCUUACCAGUAGGAGCCAGUGCCUCCAACGGUACGUGGACCCCCCAUUACCCCACGCUGGCGCGCAGCCCCUCCGCCGGCGGCCAGUCCGACUCCGUCUUCCUGGACGGACCCCCGGACGACCCCUCGCUGCCCCCGGCCAGCCCCGGGCGCUACUGCAAGGACCCCACCUACGGCAGCCAGGGCGAGCUGGAGACGGACGGCCCCAACGGGUUCCUGCAUCCCGCCCAGCUGCACCACUCGCUGCCCAGGAGAAGUCACGUUUCUAAUCACAACCACGCCUUGCCAGAGUACGUCAAUCAGGAGGUCCAGGAGCCCAGGCCGCAGCGGCCCACCACGCUCCCUCGGAAAAUCUCCAAAUUGGACAGACGCCUGCCCAACGGCCUGAGUUCGGGCCACAGCGUGGAGAACCCCAGGUACUUGGUGCCCUCCACCUCGCCCGCCUUUGACAACCCGUACUACCUGGACCUCGUGGCCAAGGCCAAAGCCGCGACGGGGGCCGACGGCCCGGCGGAACCGCAGCGGGACCUACCGAGACAAGUCAACGGCUUCGUCACUCCCACGGCCGAGAACCCGGAAUAUCUGGGCCUGGCGGACACCUGGAGUGGAUACACAUGAACCUCGAGGGAGGUAUUGGGGGGGUUGACGUGAAUGACAAUAUUGAGGCAGCUGGGCGCGUAUUUUUUAAUUUUUCUUGGGGGGGGGAAUUGCGCAAGGGAGUAACCACAUUAGAAGGUAAUGACGCACUGUGACUCAAUCCGAUCGUUCGGUGGUCCUGGCGACCUUUUUCGAUUCCUCACAAGCAUCCGACCGUUCUGGAAAACAAGUUUACUCAACCUCUGUAAAUAAUUCACCGUCAAGCGACAACGGAGGACGUUUUCGUCCAAUCGCGUUCGACUGGAAGAUAGAAUGCCUUUUUUUUUUCUUCCUCCAGCGUUUUUCCCGGCUGAAAUCGAGCCAGAAGCAGGAUCAUUCGGAUCAGUUGUCGUCUGCGGUUUUAGGAGCGACUCGCGGCUGUUUCCGAUCCGUACGCAAUACGCCGAUUGCAGAUACGUAACGACGUUGCAUCUCCAGAUUUUAGACGCGGGAAUACCUUGUGUGAUUUUUCUGCUAAAAAUGGUUGCCGAGCUUUUGCAGUCGCCGCACGCUGAGGAGGACGUUUAGUAUUCUGCUCAUUCCCCCCCCCACCCCCCACCCCCCCUCAAAAAAUGCCCUGGCGGGAGUCUUCGAUGCGCUCAAAGGCAUUUUGUUGUGGUCUGAGGGGGUCCCUGUACUGCCCAUCUGGCCGGCGCGCACCCUCCCUGAAAGAAAGAGGUGCUGUAUGUUGAAGACGGUGCUUGUUUGUGGUACCACUCAUCCACCCGUGUAUAAUAUUUAAAAAAAAAAAAAAAAACUUCAGCGAGUCGUAAUGCAAAAAUUUGCAUUUGCACUGCGAGUUUGUGUCAUGCCCCUUUUGCCUCCCGUGCUUGUUGUUCCCAAGCAGUUUUUUUUUCCCCACAACCUGUACUGCGUCCAGGCACAUUUUGGCAAAAUCUAAAAAAAAAUUAACCAAAUCGUGGAAAAAAAAAAAAAAACAAAGUGAAGUCCUGAUAAAGUGGGAUUCAAUGUCUUCUAAAUUUGACAUGACAGAGAGAAGUGAUGUUACGUAAUGUGUGUAUAAUAUGCAGGGUUUUUUUUCCCUCUAAAAAAAGUCAUCGAAAGUUGAUUCACCGUAUUAUACAUGGGUAUAAGAUAAUUUGUGUAUAACCAGUAUAAUGUCUAAUUUUGGUAGAAAUGCACAGUAAACAGAAUAUUUUUUCUGGGGGGGGGACAUCAAAUACAGAUAAUACUUAAUGUUUUGAGCAAAUGGAUAGUGCGUAUUGUACAAGGGUAGAUGGAAAUUCCUGAUUUUGGGUGCAUUAUACUGUAAAACGUAUACAUGAGAAAUUACAGUAUUUGGAAAGAAAUCGUGGGUGGCACGGUGGAUCAGCUGGUAAAGCGUCGGCCUUACAUGCAACAUUAAUUGGACACCCUAAAUUGCCCCGAGGUGUGAUUGUGACUGCGGCUGUUUAUCUUCAUGUGCCCUGCGAUUGGCUGGCGACCAGUUCGGGGUCUACCCCGCCUCCUGCCCGUUGACAGCUGGGAGAGGCUCUAGCCACUCCCCGUGACAUUCGUGAGGAUAAGGAACAGAGAAAAUGGAUGGAUGGAAAGAAAUCCACAAUUUUAAAAUGUUUAUGGAUACAUAUUUGUCACUGUCACAGGUACAAUGAAAUCGUAGCAUAUCACACGUUAAUAAAAAUCCACACACUAAGUAAUAAAAGCGGAUUUAGUUCCAAAUACCCCAAUAUUACAAGUUUAAACCAUAACUACAUGAAAAAUGAUCAGCGAAUGAUCAUUUCACACUUUUCUUACGACAUUACCCGAUCGGAGUUCCAAAACACCCUCGCACAGUUGACGACUUUCUGCGUUACUAAACAAUCAUUUUCAGAGCGAUGACGCGAAAUUGCAUCACGAUUCUUCCCGGGAAUCGGCGUGCCGAAGCCUCGUCGGUGAACGUGUUCCAACAGUCGGGAAGAAUCCACACGCGCGUACUUGUAUUAAAUGUAGCUGGAGGGAGGAGAAGUGAUUAAUAUUAUUAUUAUUUUUUUUGUUGUUGUUUUUUUUUUUUUUGUGGACACGUCGAAGCUGCUCGCGCCGUCAGUGCAUCACUGGAAUUCCUCAGCGCGACGCGACGGCAGCGCACAUUGGGGGGUGAUCUUUGACCUCUGCGGCUACGUUGCGGGGGCGCCCGCAAUUUUUUUUUUUUUUUUUCAAGAUUGCAAAAUGUGAUUUAACUGAGACCCCAUAAAAAAUUGACCCGGAACGCAAAUUGCAGACAGUCAGACGCCGUCUGCCACCGCUUACUUUCAACGUUUAAAAAAAACAAAACAACAACUUGGUGAAUCUUUUUUUUUCUUUUUUUUUUUUUUUUUUAAAUCAAUUCUCCAUAAAAAUUAUUUAAAAACUAAAUAAAAAAAUUAUACCAGUGAGCCGGUUAUUGAUAAUUCCACCGACGAAAGGCAGCUUUUUUUUUUUUUUUUUUCCACACUUUAUGAUUCUGAUACUAACAUCAGUUUUGAACGACAACACCAUUUAAAAGCUAUUUUUUUUUUUUACUGUUUUCCUCGAUGCAUUUUUGUCCAAAAACAAAACAUCUUCAUCGAAAGUUAUUUUGCAUUUUUCACUCAGCAAAAAUAAUAAUAAUUGAAAUAAUAUAAUUCAAUUUGUGUACAAUUUUGCACAAUGUAAAUACUGGAUGUAAUAUUGUGAGUAUCCCGUGACCCGAGUGAGGAUAGGCGGCAAGGGUUGGCCAUUGUGAAUAUUUUGUGAGCAGUCUACUGUGGAGGAAAAAAAAAUGCAAGCACAUACAAUAUUUUAUGAAGAAAACAGUCGUACGUGGAUUCCUUUGCAUCGUGUGUUUUUCAGGAAUAAAAAGUGUAAAAAUAUAUUUUCGUAACUUUUGUAUGCAUUCCUUUUCAAUCUUCUGCCCGCAAGUAAUCCCUUGUACAGUUAUUGGGUGGAGGAAAGACAAAAAAAAAAUAAAUAAAUUGUGAAUAGCAUUUUGGUUCAAUAUCUGACAUUCAUCA